This is a messenger RNA of Sciurus carolinensis (gray squirrel), 2084 nucleotides long. RefSeq lists its product as uncharacterized. Bases 1118 to 2053 code for a protein of 311 amino acids. Lineage: Eukaryota; Metazoa; Chordata; Mammalia; Rodentia; Sciuridae. The transcript has 5 exons. The record is from RefSeq and is a predicted model, not a curated record.
AACUGAAGCAGAGCGGAGCUCACCAUGGUCUGGUGCUGCAGUGGUGAGACCUGACAGAGAGAUGGCCGUCACCUCCAAGACUGAGUUUCAAGGACUCCACCGCCUCCUUAGCUCCUUGGUGUGUCAAUGCCGGUCAGGAGAGAGACCCAUGCGGCCAGAAGCUGAGGGGCACUCCUGCCCACAGCCACACUGGACCUCCGCCUGGUGGCGACUUCAGAGCAUCCCUGGCCGCUUAACGAACCUCCCGUUAGCCCAGCAACCUCAGGACGGGCGUCCACGCAACGGCACAGCAAGCGCGGCUCCUCCUAAGACCGCUUCCAUCUUCAGCAAGGAAGGAGCCGGGGCCCCCUCAGGUCCUGCAGCUCCCCAGUGCAGCGACCAGAUCAGAACAGCCCCACGGGACAGGCCCGCAGACUGGCCCGUGGGCCCAGGAAAGCACUCCUGAUGUGGAAGGUGCUGGAUCAAUGCCGGGGAGAUCAGUCAACAAACGGCACUGCAAUAAAUGGUGCUGAGAAUCCUGCGUAACAACCUGGCACGAAAUUUGAAAUUAGGUUUCUCACCUCACAGGAAUUUUCAGGAAGAACAAAAAACACCAAAGUAAUAGUCAGCCCCAGGGCUGAGGGAGUAGGUCACCGUCCCUGCCGCCCCUGCCCCGGCCCAGCACUGGUCCAGAAGAGGGGCAGGGGCGGGAGGGAGGCCAGCGAUGCCCAGACAGGUGCGAGGGGGCUUCCGGACAGACGUACUUCCAACGCGCGGGCUGCAGGCGAAGGCCUGGGCGGCUCCUGGAGAUCCCACGCUGAACAGAGAAGCUGCUCUCCAGCCAGACACUCACGUCCACAGGACUUCCGGGCAGAGCCGUGUGCCCGACGUGUUUCCACGUGACACGUGAGGGCACUGCCCGUGGCUGUGGUAGGACUGGCCCCUGCCUCACGGGCUACCCGCCAGCCACACGGCUCAGCCCUCACACCCAUGCGGCCCAGGGGAAGCUUCUCCGGGGUGUGGAGCUGGCUCGGGCCUUGCUCUGCAAGGACGCCUGCCCAGCACAUCUGUGAGGCCUCGGGCUGACGGCACCUGGGCCUUGGUCACCGUGCUGAGGGCCAGGCUUCCAACGCCUCUCAUGACGCCCCGGUCUUGCCUUUACCAGCAGCCUGUGCCCCUGGACUUGCCGGAGUGGACGUACACCACUGCAGCACCAGACCACGGCGAGCUCCGCUCUGCUUCACUUGUGACCUCCGUGCUUCUCUGGGUCAGCAGAAGCAAGUCCAGUGAAGACCGCGCAUUGCAAGGACACUUUCUGAGACUCCGACCAGCAGGUGCAAGGUCACUGCGUCUCGUCCGUCACCCCACCUGGCCCGCCAAGUCCAGGGGUCUUGUGGCAUCCCGGCUGGCUCUGGCCCCCUGCGCAGCCCACACGGCCGAACACCAGCUUUGCACUGCAACAGGGGCACCUCCAGACUGGGCGCAGGUGGUCCUCAGAGCCGGGGACAGGACAGGAGCGGCGGUCCAGCCGGGAAUCACAGCACCAGGGGCCGUGGAUGGACAGACAGGCUGGGGGUCAGGGAAGGCUUUCCAAGGGGGAGACGACCCAGCAGGAGUGAAGCCGAGGAGCAGGAGAAAGGGGUGCAGAAGGUGGUCCCCGCGGAGCCAGGAGCACAGCACUGUUGCUCCCUGGCCAGCGGCAGCUGCCACACCAGGCCUGCUUCUCCUCCUGGCCUCGGACCCAGCCUGUGGUCCUGGCCCCGGAGGCCAGCAGCCCGAGCAGGUGUCCUCUGCCUGUCCUGCCUGCUGCAGGGCCUGCAGCGGUGCCGCGGCCGCUCACCUCUCCCUUCUUCCUCUCCCAGUCUUGCCCAGUGAGGGUCGAGUGGUGUGGGCAGCGCUUCCCACAGGCGAUGUGCAGGGAGGGCGCCCUACUGGUGCCUUGGUUCUGCUGCCCUUCGCAUCUGUGCGGUGCCAGCCAGCUGCCAGCCCCUCGGCGCCUCCUGCUGGAACCAGGCUCCCUGUCACACGGGCACACGUGGGUGCCUGUGCUCUGCACCGUGCGGUGGCCUCUUGAGUGGACGGUUGUCACCGCGUGUGUGCAGCCU